Molecule: messenger RNA, 1374 nt
Organism: Penicillium antarcticum
Lineage: Eukaryota; Fungi; Ascomycota; Eurotiomycetes; Eurotiales; Aspergillaceae
Product: thiamine pyrophosphate-dependent dehydrogenase E1 component subunit alpha
Exons: 5
Coding region: 1-1374 (457 amino acids)
Biological process (GO): branched-chain amino acid catabolic process
Molecular function (GO): oxidoreductase activity, acting on the aldehyde or oxo group of donors, disulfide as acceptor
Source: RefSeq, a predicted model, not a curated record
AUGUUAAUACCACGGCAAUCAAUGAUGUCUAUGAAGCUCCUGGCCCGACGUGGGCUCGUUCGCAGCCAGAUUGCAGCGACAACAUACGGCUCCCCCGCACGGAGAUGGAGUAGCUCUAUUUCGCAGCGGCCUGGGUCGGACAGUGUUCGCUUUCCCGGUGCCGUCAAUAGCAGGUUUACCACCGAUAUGACCUUCCUCAAAGCCUCGGAUUUGCCCGCUAUCCCUACCUACCGAGUGUUGGAUUCGGAUGGCGAAUUGGUUGAUAAGACGAGACCAGCUCCUGAUGUUACUGAUGAGGAGGUGUUGACCUGGUACAAAAAUAUGUUGUCUGUUAGCGUCAUGGAUGUGGUCAUGUUCGAGGCACAGCGGCAGGGUCGACUGAGUUUCUACAUGGUUUCCGCUGGCGAAGAAGGCAUUACCGUGGGAUCUGCCGCCGCCCUUACACCGGACGAUGUGGUGUUUGCCCAAUACCGUGAAGCUGGAGUAUUCCAGCAACGAGGAUUUACCUUAAAGAAUUUCAUGAGUCAACUUUUCGCCAAUUGCAAUGAUACUGGCCGAGGCCGAAACAUGCCCGUUCACUAUGGACAAAACUACCCUCGCAUGCACACUAUCUCCUCACCUCUAGCAACCCAAAUUCCCCAAGCAGCAGGCGCAGCCUACGCGCUAAAAUUGCAAGAUAUGCAAAACCCAACGAAAGACCCACGUAUCGUGGCCUGCUACUUUGGCGAAGGCGCUGCCAGCGAAGGCGAUUUCCACGCCGCCCUCAACAUCGCCGCAACGAGAUCCUGCCCGGUAGUAUUCCUAUGCCGAAACAACGGCUACGCAAUCUCAACCCCAACACUGGAACAAUACCGCGGCGACGGGAUUGCCAGCCGAGGCGUAGGCUACGGAAUCGACACGAUCCGCGUAGACGGAAACGACGUCUUCGCCGUACACGAAGCAAUGAAAGAAGCACGACGUCUAGCCCUCAGCGAUGGCGGACGCCCUGUGCUCAUCGAAGCGAUGAGUUACCGUGUCUCACAUCACAGUACCUCAGAUGAUAGCUUUGCAUACCGUGCGCGGGUCGAAGUUGAGGAUUGGAAACGUCGUGAUAAUCCUAUUAUUCGGCUGCGGAAGUGGCUUGAGAAUCAGGGGCUUUGGAAUGAGGAUAUGGAGAAGGAAACCAGGGAUGAGAUGCGCAAGGCUGUGCUUAAAGAGUUUGGGGAGGCGGAGCGGGAGAAGAAGCCACCUCUUCGGGAGGCAUUUAGGGAUGUUUAUGAGGAGAUUACCGAGGAACAGCGGGAGCAGAUGUCUGAGCUGAAGAGGAUCCUCGAGACGUAUCCUGAUGAGUAUGAUCUGCGGCCUUAUCAAGAUGGGGCUAAGGGCUUGGAGUGA